AUGUCCAAUGAAAUGAAAAAGGACAUCAAGGGAUCUCGUUUCGUAUUCAAAGAGGCAAGGGCACCCCGGAACAAACCAUCCCGUCGCCUGCAAGCACUUAUCGGUGAAUCCACAUUCACGAAUAUCGCGUGUGUGACAACGCCGAAAACCCAUCAUCGCAUCAAUACAUUCUACCUAUCUCUCGACAAAGUGCUUAGCGAAAUGAAAUCGCGAUUUCACAACAACAAUCAAGAAAUUUUGUGCGUUUUGGGAGACGUUGUGCUAAACGACUCACCUUUAGAAAACAGCUUUGAUGCUGUGGCAGAGUUUUACAAUGUCGAUAGGGAUCUUUUGAAGUGGAGAAGAGUAUGUAUCAAAUUUCCAUCACGGACGAGUCCAAUCCUCGGGCGAAAACUGCAGCAAACGUUGUCGACAAAAUGUUUCAGGAUGGACUAUGUGACUUAUUACCUGUAUUAUACGAAGCAGCAACCAUUCUUGCGUCGAUUCCCGCUACGUCCUGUACUGCUGAAAGGUCAUUCAGUGGAUUGCGGCGCGUGAAAACCUACCUCCGCUCGACAAUGGGCGAAGAACACUUGAAUUCUAUCGCUGUCAUUAACAUUGAACGAGCAUAUGCUAACCGAACUAUUAAGAACGACAUGGUUAAAAUAAUUGAUACUUUUGGUAGAAGAAAUGGACGAGUUUUUUGUCAUCAGCUUAAAAAUUCGGGAAAAUUUUGUCCCCCAAUAGAUUUGUGCCCGUACGCCUAUGUUCAAGAAUAG
This is a messenger RNA of Paramuricea clavata, 758 nucleotides long. The record is from the annotation of a GenBank genome assembly. Lineage: Eukaryota; Metazoa; Cnidaria; Anthozoa; Malacalcyonacea; Plexauridae.